CCGAUACGGCCUACUGAGAAGUUGUGCCCCCAUUACUAAUGACAACGUUUUCCAUUUACAUUAAUUCGGAAACUGUUAAUACAAGUACAUAAAAUACAUGAGAUGUGACGAAUAGCUGUAUGAAUAAAACAGGAAGUGAAUGCGCCUAUAGAAAUACUCAUUGUACAAGAGGUGUUGGAAAAACAUGCUUGAUGAAAACUUACGUAGAUAAUUCUUUCCCGUCAGAAUAUGUACCAACUGUGUUCGAUAAUUAUACUGCCGUUCUGUCUGUAGAAGGGCAACGUAUCAACUUAGGCUUGUGGGACACUUCCGGCCAAAGUAAUUAUGACAGACUAAGACCACUUGCAUACCCACAGACGGAUGUGUUUCUGUUGUGUUUUGCAGUCGAUAGUCGUGAUUCUUAUGAUAAUUUAAAGCAGCGGUGGGUUCCGGAAGUUCGACAUCAUUGUCCAUCAACUCCAAUUAUUGUAGUGGGUACGAAACUUGACAAAAGGGACAGCAGUGUUGAUCAUGACAAGAACUUUGUCUCAAAUAGCCGAGGUGUUCAUUUAAUGAAAGAAAUUGGUGCAAGACGUUAUUUGGAGUGUUCGGCAUUAACUCAAAAAGGGGUGACAACUGUGUUCGAAGAAGCUGUAAAAAUUGCCCUUGAGCCACCUCCUAAGAAAAAGAAUGAAAUUUGUUCUUUAUUUUACCAAAGUGUACUUAGUAGUGUUUCGCAGAUGGCAGCUGAGGCCAACAUUAAAUGUGUUGUAAUAGGAGAUGGAAAUGUUGGAAAGACAUGUUUGGCAAAAACUUACGUAAACAAUUCUUUCCCGCCGGAAUAUACUAAUCCAACUGUGUACGAUAAUUAUACUGCUGUUCUAACCAUAGAAGGACGACGUUUCAAUUUAGCCUUAACGGACACUGCCGGUAAAGAAGAUUAUGACAGAUUAAGACCGUUGUCAUACCCACAAACGGAUGUGUUUCUGCUGUGUUUUGCAGUCGAUAGUCGUGAUUCUUACGAUAAUGUAUGGGAAAAGUGGGCUCCGGAAGUUCUACAUUAUUGUCCAUCAACACCAAUUAUUUUAGUGGGUACGAAACUUGACGAAAGAGAGAGCCAUGUUGAUCGUGACAAGAAAUUUGUUUCAAAUUAUGAACAAGGUGUUUAUUUAAUGAAAAAAAUUGGUGCAAGGCGUUAUUUGGAGUGUUCGGCAUUAGCUCAACAAGGGGUGACAACUGUGUUCGAAGAAGCUGUAAAAAUUGCGCUUGAGCCACCCCCUAAGAAAAAGAAAAAUAAGUGUUCAUUAUUUUAGCCAGUGAUGUGUUUCAAGAAAAAAGAAAGCAAGACUCAUUAGUUUAUAGGAAAAAGUCUAGAAGUUUGUAACAAUAAGGAUAAGUUAGACGAAGUCUCAUUAUGAUUUGCUAAUUCUCAUCACAUGUUUUAUAAUACCAGUAAAAUCACAGCCGUGACAAAAGCUUUCUUUUGUUAAGCUUACCUUUAAAUAUAAAUGCUUGUUAAAGUUGUCACUGACUUUGUGCAGUUUACAUUUAAGCAUCUAGUUUGUAUCAAACUGUAUGAUCUGUCGUUUACUUUUUAUUAUAGUUUUUAUUAUAAAGGAGACUAACAAUAUGGAAGGAUUGUAUGGGUUGCUGUUAGUCAGUAGCCUUGCCAUAAAACUUUCUUGAAAUAUAUAACGUGUGAAAAAAAAUAUGAUUACUAAAGUUAAACAAACUACUCAGUCAAAGUUGGAAACAAAAUCUUACUUCUUUUAAAACCAAUGUGGUAUAAAAAAUGUGUUCGACAUUGAUAUAUUACAACAAAUCUGACAUCGGGUAUGAUGUCAUUUUAUUCUUUUUAGUUGGGAAGGGGACAUAACUGUUAUAAAUACUGAUAUAAAUAGUUAUGAAAUAAUAUGGCUGUGAGAAGCGUUAUAAAAUGGUUUCAACGCACAAUAAAAGAAUCACACGAUAAUUGAUCACCAACAUUAGGUUAGUAAGGGCGUGACGGAUAAAAUCUUGCCACGACAAUUUGCCUAAUUAACCAAUUAAUCCAGCUGCUACCCACUUUUCGCAAAAUUUCAUCAAACUUACAUUUAGUAUUUGAUCCACCUUUUCUUGUUUGUUUUGUACUCAUAGCCUGCAUGUCAAGCUUUGUCGUCUAUAAGCUGUGUGUGUGUGUGUACGUGUGUGUGUACGUGUGUGUGUGUGUGUGUGUCUGUCUGUCUGUGUGUCCGUGCGGCACCAAACAAAUGUCUAGAUUAUAUGAUAAACCUCACAAAAAGAAACCUCAAACUACCUAUAGAAAUCGACUAUUUGGAUAUAAUUCCAUUAGAACAGUAAAAAUGUACAUUAUGCAAUCAAAGCAUAUUAAUAAUUAGCAUAUAAUAAUCAAUUUAAACAGGAAAAAUAUAUCAGCAAAUUGUCUAUAGAAAUCCUAAUUAAUAUAUUAAAAAUUUGACAAAAAAAGAAAAACACAGAUCCGUUAAAGCACGUGCCAUGUACGUUAAUAUAGACCAUUUUUGAAAGUAGGGUUAAUAUUAAUCGCUUUGUUGAUUUCUAAAGGAUGUUGUAAUAUCAUUUUGUUUUCUUUAUAAUUAUGAAAAUAUUAUGCCAAGCAUUUAUUUUUAGUGUAGAUAUGCAACAGCCAUACAGUUUUUGUACCUCGUAUAUUUUUCCCAUUGUAUAUUCUUUAGCCUCAUAGUUUCAUGUAUCAUGUAUUGUGUGAAAUAAUAAAAUUUUGAAAUCUUG
Messenger RNA from Mercenaria mercenaria, 2727 nucleotides. Its product is annotated as rho-related GTP-binding protein RhoV-like. NCBI's taxonomy places the organism in Eukaryota, Metazoa, Mollusca, Bivalvia, Venerida, Veneridae. The transcript is spliced from 11 exons. Gene Ontology annotation, molecular function: GTPase activity; GTP binding. Gene Ontology annotation, biological process: small GTPase-mediated signal transduction. The coding region runs from base 120 to 1292 and encodes 390 amino acids. The record is from RefSeq and is a predicted model, not a curated record.